AUGUCUGACUCCAACACGUGCUAUUUUGAUCAGAUCAAGCGCUCUUUCGCGGAUGUACCAGUUACUGACGAAGGCGUGGACACACUAGCGUUCUUGGAAGCAUGUGAAGACUUGGUCAAGUUGUUCGAUCUGUUUGAAAGUAAGGCUUUCGCUGUUGUACAGAACGACCUCACCGGCAACAUAGCGAAAAUCCGCAAGCGCUACGAUGCUUGCCCCGAGAAAUCAAAGACUCUCGAGUCCCUGGUAGAGAAUGAGAAGGCCGAAAAGAAGAAGGAUGCCACCCAAGGUUUACUCUGGUUAACACGCGGCUUGCACUUCACCUGCGAAGGUCUUCAAUUAACCCAGAAAAAUCCUGGUGAAGAGUUGUCGGUUUCGUUCACAACGGCUUAUCAAGGUACUUUGAAAGAUUACCAUUCGUUCGUAGUAAAGCCAAUAUUUGGGCUUGCCAUGAAAGCGUGCCCGUAUCGAGCAGAUCUAUUUAAAAAAUUGGGGGCCAAGGAGAAAGUUGAUGUUGAAUUAGAAAAAUGGCUUUCCGCCUUAGAAAAGAUUGUCGUCCGAAUCCAAAGUUUCUACGAAAAAGGAAACUAUGGCAAAGGUCUUUGA
Messenger RNA from Puccinia triticina, 603 nucleotides. RefSeq lists its product as uncharacterized. Gene Ontology annotation, biological process: intermembrane lipid transfer; ceramide transport. NCBI's taxonomy places the organism in Eukaryota, Fungi, Basidiomycota, Pucciniomycetes, Pucciniales, Pucciniaceae. The record is from RefSeq and is a predicted model, not a curated record. Gene Ontology annotation, molecular function: ceramide 1-phosphate binding; ceramide 1-phosphate transfer activity. The transcript is spliced from 5 exons. Bases 1 to 603 code for a protein of 200 amino acids. Gene Ontology annotation, cellular component: cytosol; cytoplasm; membrane.